Molecule: messenger RNA, 759 nt
Organism: Pieris macdunnoughi
Lineage: Eukaryota; Metazoa; Arthropoda; Insecta; Lepidoptera; Pieridae
Source: the annotation of a GenBank genome assembly
AUGUCGGACUCUUCGUUGAAAAUUGGCUACCGCUCUGUUUUGCGUACGAUAACAGUUUUCACGGUUAUAUUUUUUAUGGAAUUCUAUAUUGUUUGGAAUUAUAUAGCUGAACUGGUUGAAACUGAUUUGCUUUUAAUAUUUUUGAUAAUUUCGAGAAGAUUUGGUAAUUUCACCACUGGUAUCAGUCGAUGUAUAAUUUUUGAAUGGAACUGUUUCUGUGUUAAGAAAUUGAGAAUAUCCUUUGACCAACUUGUCAAUAAAUCAAAUGCAACAAUACUGGAACCUAAUCAAAUAGUACUAUUAGAUGUUGUGACAAAAUACACAAAAUUAUUAAAAAAUAUUAAUUCUGUUGGAGUUCCGCUGAAGAUAACGAUACUGAGGGAUUGUUUUUUCACAUUUUUUUGCGUGAUAUACGCUUCUUUUGGAAUAGUGUAUGCACCAGAAAAUGCUAUAAACAAAGUCAUUAUUGUAAUUGUGGCUGUAUACAUGUCAACGUUGUUUUUACCUUGUGUAUUUAUGGAGCUUGCAAAAAUUGAAGUAGAUAAAAUAAGACUGAUAUAUGUAGAGAUAUCUGCCCAUAGUUCAGAUGAAGAAAUUCGCAGGAAGGCUCAGGACGCAUUAAUGUUGCUAGAGAUAGUUCCAUUCGAGUUCACGGUGUGGCGAUUCAUAUCUGUGAAUGUUUCACUGCCAUUUCAAUUCUUUGCACUGUUAACUACCUACGUCAUCGUGACUAUGCAAUUUAUGCAUGUGUUUGGAUAA